Molecule: messenger RNA, 1793 nt
Organism: Lagopus muta (rock ptarmigan)
Lineage: Eukaryota; Metazoa; Chordata; Aves; Galliformes; Phasianidae
Product: PHD finger protein 7-like
Cellular component (GO): nucleus
Source: RefSeq, a predicted model, not a curated record
GUGGGACCUGGGGAUCUUAGAGGUCUUUGCCAACCACCGAGACGCUGUGAUUCUGUGAAUCGAGUCAUUUAUUGUAGCGAGAGGUAAUGAGCAGCAAGCAACAAAAAGUCACGGAAGCACAUAAACACUUGACUGGGAUACUGAUGGCACCGGGCCCCUCACCCUGCGCUGGCUGCAAGAGCCUCCGCCCUGCUGCCUGGGUGCCCUCAGCCCCGGUGAGGUGUGAUGGUUCCGCAGGUGUGGCACAGAGCGACCACUGUGACCUGCGGGGUGCGGAACAGAGCCAAGGCUGCGGGGCUCAGGCCGAGCUCAGUGCGACUUGGUGAGGUGAGCAGGGAGGAAGGGGCUGCCUGAGGCUGCCCAGGGAGGAGGGUUCCCCAGCGCUCGGGGCCUGAGCUGAGAACUCAGCCUCGUCCCGCUUCUCCCCUAGGUUGUCACGCAGAGGAGAAAGCCUGGUUUUGCUGGGACAGACACUCUGCGAGUGCUCGCCGUUGAUGCACAUGAUGUCCGAGGGGACUCAGGAGGCCGCCGGCUCGAGUGAGCCAGCAUGCGUGCUCUGUGGCCGAGUGGAUCAGGACUCGAGCAUAUAUGGGCACAAACAUGAGAAAAACGGGUUCUACUUCCAUACUUUUUGUGUGAUAUUCUCCACUGGUCUUUGUAAACCAGGAAGCAACAGCAGAAAUGCAUGCCAUUUCGAAGAAGAGCUGAUACGCACAAUCAGGCAGGGAGAGCAGACGCUCUGCUUCGUUUGUGGCCAGCGCGGGGCCACCAUCACCUGCGCAGAGCCGGACUGCGACCGCAGCUUCCAUCUCUCCUGCACGUCAGAGGGCGAAUGCGUCACCCAGUUCUGCGACGAUUUCAGGUCCUUCUGCUGGGUGCAUCGUCCACAUCAGGCAGUGGAGGCAGCGCCGGUGCAGGACACGACCUGCAUCAUCUGCAUGGAGUCCAUGGAGCACAGCAGAUCAUACAGCACCAUGCUGUGCCCAGCCUGCCGACACGCCUGGUUCCACCGGGCUUGCAUCCAGGUAGGAGCCCUCCCAUACCCCAUGAGCACGGCACGUGCUCAGCAGCACCAGGCCAGGCUCACACUCACCCUUCUGUUUCUGCUGCAGGAACAGGCCAUGUGUGCAGGAAUUUAUUGCUUUCAUUGCCCCCACUGCCGAGACAGAGACAUGUUUCUUCGAGACAUGCUCACUAUGGGGAUCCGAAUCCCAUUCAGAAGACCAACGUGGGAGGACAAUUAUGACUAUGCAACCCUGGGAGUUAGGCAUCAGCGCUGUGAUGCCAGCGACUGCCAUUAUCCACAUGGCCGGGAACAAGAAGAGGGAGACGGGCCCUGGCAGCUGCUCCUCUGCAGCUCCUGCGCUGCACAAGGCACCCAUCGACUCUGCUCCAACUUGAGUCUGAGCACAUCUGCAUGGGAGUGCAACACCUGUGCUGGAGAGGGCAUCGCCUCCAGCACCAAUGCGGACAGCGCUGGCCCCAACACCACCAGCCAGCAGGGACUGGGGCCAUCCCAAGGCCCUACAGGACAGGAGAGCAGCAGCUCUGACACCACCAACCAGGCACCAUCGGGACCAGAUCACAGCUCCCAGGUGCCUGAGCUGCUCUCCAGGCAGACACAGCGGGCCAGGACUCGGAGCCGCUCGCCUCUGGAACAUCGGGCUGCAGAGACCAACAGCCAGCCCCAGAGACGCCGCAGGAGCCGGUCCAGGCGGCCAGGGCCAGCCCGGGGGCGAAGCCGCUCCCGGGUUCCACGUCGGGCCCGGAACAUCAACCGCCGGCCCCACUGA